Messenger RNA from Arctia plantaginis, 294 nucleotides. Lineage: Eukaryota; Metazoa; Arthropoda; Insecta; Lepidoptera; Erebidae. The record is from the annotation of a GenBank genome assembly.
AUGAAACAAGACACCUACACGGGCGAAGUGCUGAAGAAAAAGACUCAAAACAAAUAUACCCUCGGUGGAAGAAAAAAAGAAGACCACUACACGGACGAAACGGACGAGGUUCUGAAGAAGAAGACUGAAGACUACUACAAGGACGGAGUGCUGAAGAAGAAGAAUGAAGACUACUACACGGACAGGGUGCUGAAGACGAAGGCUGAAGACUACUACAAGGAGGGAGUGCUGACGAAGAAGACUGAAGACUACACGGACGGGGUGCUGAAGAAGACGACACAGACGAGGUGCUGA